This is a messenger RNA of Varanus komodoensis (Komodo dragon), 3064 nucleotides long. RefSeq names its product CRACD like (gene CRACDL). The record is from RefSeq and is a predicted model, not a curated record. Bases 128 to 3064 code for a protein of 978 amino acids. The transcript has 11 exons. NCBI's taxonomy places the organism in Eukaryota, Metazoa, Chordata, Lepidosauria, Squamata, Varanidae.
GAGUGCUAGUUUCCCUCAGCCCCACCGUGGGCAGGCCGGCGUUUUGCCACCUGAUUGCGGCUUCAGAGCUCGCUCACUUCCUCUUGGACAAGCCAGUCCGUGCGCGCUUUUCCUGAGUGACUGUUCUAUGAGUUUUUCAAGGAUAAUGGAUUCCAUGCUACAGGAGACUGAUGUAUUUGGUGAGGAAGGUUCAGGAAAGAAGAAGUCUAAGUUUAAAUCUAUUAAAAAGUUUUUUGGGAAAAGAAAAAGGAAAGAGACAUCAUCAUCUUCAGAAAAUUGUAGUCUGAAAACGUGCCAGUCCACAAGUGAUGUCACAGCCUCACAGUCCGUGCAUAUGGAUUACGAUUCUGAAGAUGAACUUGAGAUGCACGGAAGUGUUAUGGGAAGCAGAGCUUUGUCUCAUGAUAGCAUUUUCAUUCCUGAGGCAGCACAAGAACCUGUUAUGCCAGUCCGAGUAUUUUCUCAGGAAAAUGUUUCUGAUCGGAUUAGGGCUUUGCAGCUGAAGCUCCAACAGAAUUGGAAAUUAAGUCCCUUAUCUCCAUGUGGAACACCUUCAAAGAAAAUGGAUGAUGCUGGGAUGAGUUCGGAAGAUGAUGGGUUACCCAGAAGCCCACCAGAAACGUCUUUGCUGCAGGAAAUUCUAACUUCUAGCACACCAAAGUUUUCUGACUCUCACAAGCAUCUUAGUUCUUUGAGUUUAGCUGGAACAAGCAGCGAAGAAGAAGAACAGCUCACCAACAGUCCUUUGAGAUCCUGCUCUACAGAAAGCCAGCUAUUUCCCAGACAGUCAAGCACUAAAAUUAUAGUUCAGCGAACAUCUAACUGCAGUCUCUCACCUCCUGCUGAUUUUGAUACUCCACCUGAGUUCUCUUCUUGCUUGGAUAAUUCAGCUGCUAAGCACAAGCUUUUAGUGAAACCAAGGAACCAGAGGUCUAGCAGAGCAAGAAGACAAUUUCUGAGAAACAUGUCAGUAUCGCAAAAUGAUUUGAGCUGCACUCUUGAAGAAGAGGAAAAUGGCAGGAAAGACAUAGCGACUGAACUUACCUACCAACAUGAGGGUUCCAGCUGUUGGGAGCUGACAAAUGGAGCAGCUCCAUCAAAUGCCACGUGCUCUCAGCAACCUGAAAUGUCGAAAGGCCUUCAGCAUAACUUGAGUAAUCAAGAGGAAAAGGUUGGCAUGCUGUCCUCCACUUCUGAUUUGGACCUGCCUCCUUGUGAAAAUAAUCCAGAGUGCUGCCAAAGUAUGCAAAGAGUCUCUCACACUGUAUCCUCUUCAACACCCUCUGACCCUAAAGAAGAUACAGGUAUCUCACAUCUUAAUCCACACCAAGAACACUCUGAAAUGUUAAAUAUAUUCCCAGGGAAUUUGAGUGUAAUGUCGCUUAGUAUUUCAAAUCAAGAAAAUAAAUAUAUUUGUGAUACACCACCAGAAAAUGGCAUGCUGUCUGAUAAGAAUGCCUCAGCCAAAAUUGAUGUAGUCUCUACAUUACAUGGAAGAGAAAAAAAUGCACCGAAGGAUGCAGAAGUACUGGCGGAAGACAUUUAUAACAAGGGAACUGUAAAAGGCUCUCCUUCAUUAUCUAAUUCCAUCAAUUUUUUACCAAAAAAUUCUUUCCAGCGCUCAGAUUUACCUGACCCUGAAAAUACCGUUCGGACGUCAGGCACAACUUCAUCAUCACACACAGAUAUAGCACGUUUCUUGAAAGCAGACAAAAGAAAGUCAACUCAGGAGCAGCCUGGAUCUGAUAAAGAAACUCCUCACCCACCAGUACUUGGUUUGCUCAUGCAGGGAGGGAAAGCAGAGAAAGAAGGCCAUGACCUCUGUGCCUUGAGAAAAUUUUCUGUGUCAUCAGCUAGGGGGAGGGCAAGGACUAACAGUGUGAACACAGAAUCUGUAGAGAGUGAGAAUCCACCAGCCCUGCAAGUAUUGCAGGCUAAAAUUAAAAACACCUUGAAGAAUGAGAAGUUGAAAGAGGAUGUGGAGAUAAAAACUUCUCAAGCGAGAGAAAGCUGCACGAACUCACAGGCAUGCCCCUCAGAAUCAGAAAUCGCUGGUAGAACAUUAGACAAAGUGGUGGAUGCCUCAUUGGUCCCAGCCAUGAGUCCAAAACCUUCACGGAAUAGCCCUUCUAGUGGCCCUCCACAGCAGUCAAAUGCUGGCCAAUCAAGUUGUGAAGACAAAAAUCCCUUUCAAGUCAAACUUCGAUCCACGUCUUUAUCAAUGAAAUACAAGGACAGCUUCCCCCAAGAAUCAAAGGAGAAUCAAAGACACAGUACAGAGUUACAUUUAGAAAAAGAGGAACUGCCUUUGUCUUCACUUAAAGGUGAAAAAAUAGAGGCCAGAAAGACAAGUGAUGUAAAUAUCAGUUGCUUUUUAAAUGAAAGCCUCAAAAUUAAGCCCAAGUCUUCUGAGCAGGGUAUCACAAAACCUCCAUUGCCAAGGAAGCCUAUUUUGCAGCACGUCGUUAUUAUUGGCACUAGUGCAAGUACAGAAAAACAGGAAAAGGUAACCAAAUAUCCCGAAUUAAAAAAUGAAGACAAAAAUAUGGAGAAGAAACCAAGUCCCUCUGAAGUGCCUGAGAAGAGUGUGCCUUCUCCUGUGAUUACUGCAGACACGGCAAGAGCAAUUGAAAGUCACACAUUGCCAGCCUGGAUCACUAUAGCAAAACAAAAGCAAAGGCUCAUGGAGAAGGAGCUUGGGAAAGAAGAAAAAACGUUGGCUCACAAUAAAACAGAUGUGGAAAAACAAGUGAAGGAGAAGUUAAAAAUGGAGGAAUUGGUGAGGCAACAGACAGAUUUCAUCCGGAACACAUCCCCAUCUUUGCCACCCACGGUUUCUUCUGAAGAACAGAAAAAAGAGACAAAGACGGAUAUGCAGGAAUCCUUGCCAAGAGGCAGCUCACUGUCAUAUCAUAGUCCAGUUCAGUCUUCAGGACCAAUUGAGAAAGAAGAUACAAAGCCAAUUAAGAAGGUCAGUCUUUCUUCUCCAGAUAAACCCUCCUGGAUGGAACUUGCCAAAAAGAAAUCUCAAGCUUGGAGUGACAUGCCUCAACGGAUCAAGUAG